This is a messenger RNA of Aureococcus anophagefferens, 456 nucleotides long. RefSeq lists its product as hypothetical. The annotation marks the transcript as partial. NCBI's taxonomy places the organism in Eukaryota, Pelagophyceae, Pelagomonadales, Pelagomonadaceae. The record is from RefSeq and is a predicted model, not a curated record. The transcript has 2 exons.
GGCGACCUACGGGCCGUCGCUCCGCGCGUUCUACGACCGCGGCGGCGUCGUCGGCGUGCUGUCGUCGUCCGCGGCGCUCGCGGUGCCGCGGGACUGCCUCUCGCCCAUCUUCGGCUGCGCCUGGUCCUACGCGGCGGGGUCGCCCCGCGACGACUACGUGCCCACGCGCGCGGGCGCGCGGCGCCUCGGCCUCGACGGCGCCGCGACGCUCGCGUGCGCCAAGGCGACGCUCCUCGCCGUCGGCGCGGGCGAGGCGCUCCUCGUGCCGCGGCGGCUGACGGCGAGCGAGCUCGGCAUGACGGCCGCGGAGUACGCGGCCUACGACCCGCCGGCCGGCGACCACCCGCGCGCGAAUCGACCGCCGGUCGCCUACGUCGGCUUCGACAACGACGACCCGGCCCUCGCGCGCCUCGUCGCGAACCUCGCCUGCGGCGUGCCCGCGAGGACCACGACGCG